AUGCUCGACGGAUUACUCGCGGGACUGGAGAGCGGACGCGCCCCGCUGCUGCGCCGCCUGGUCAUCAGCGGGAUGUGUCUGGAGGCCGACGGGUGCAAGCACCUGCGCGCCGUUCUGCAGAAGAAGGCAUUGCCGAAGCUGCAGGAAUUGCUCAUGGCGGAGAAUAAUAUUAUGGAGAAGGGAGUGCUGGCGGUGCUGCUGGCGCUGCGGGAAACGUCGUGUCCGGUCCGAGUGUUGGAUUUGUCGUGGAACAAUCUGACCGAUGAGGGAGCGAAGUAUAUUGUGAACUUUUUGAAUGGGAAGUCGAAGGUGAAGCUGGAUCUGCUGCUGCUGAAUCAAAAUGAUAUCGCGUUUGUGAUUCCGGACUUGCAGAAGGCGCUGAACCGGAGAGGAAUCCGAAGUCCGAAGCUGCAGGAACAAUGGUUAUAA
Molecule: messenger RNA, 429 nt
Organism: Blastocystis hominis
Lineage: Eukaryota; Bigyra; Opalinata; Blastocystidae
Exons: 4
Coding region: 1-429 (142 amino acids)
Biological process (GO): nucleocytoplasmic transport; activation of GTPase activity
Cellular component (GO): nucleus; perinuclear region of cytoplasm; cytosol
Molecular function (GO): GTPase activator activity; small GTPase binding
Source: RefSeq, a predicted model, not a curated record